AUGGACAUCAGUUCAUUCGGAGCGCCCCUAAAUUCCCUUUCUGCUUUUCUUGACCGAGAAAAUGCAGAAGACGAAAUGCCCACGCCGGUCUGUAUGGACACUGGGGCCCUGCGGUCGGGAGUUUUAGAAAAGGCGUCGAAGGAUGCUUCAAGUUGGAAUUUGCGUCGGUGCGCUCUUCACCCCGAGGCGUUUUGGUAUUCAAAAGAAGCAGCAAAAGGGGCUCCCCAGCGGCCGCAGCAGUGGGCUUGCAUUCCGCUGUCUUCUUGUGUGCAGAUCCUGAAGAUUCCACAAGACAAAAGAGGCUUUCUUGUACAGACAGACAGUCGCUCUUACUACUGGCGCGCCCAGUCGCAGAAUGAAGCGGAGGCGUGGCUGCUGAGCAUUGGAACGCAAUGCGCAGCAAUGAAGGAAAUGGAACUCCUGCGGCAGGCGGAGGCGCGAAUUGCUGCAGCGCAGCAGCAGCAGUCCGAGGCUUGCGUGAGAAAAGUCCCAAAAGAAAACAAAGACAAAUAA
Eimeria tenella is the source of this 513-nucleotide messenger RNA. RefSeq lists its product as uncharacterized. Lineage: Eukaryota; Apicomplexa; Conoidasida; Eucoccidiorida; Eimeriidae. The record is from RefSeq and is a predicted model, not a curated record. The transcript has 7 exons. The coding region runs from base 1 to 513 and encodes 170 amino acids.